AUGAUCAUGGAAGGGGACACUUUACCGGGAAGACGUCGUCUACCAAAACUAAUGGCUUGUAUGACACAGAACAGUCUUGAAAAUCUAAGAAAUAGAGCCUUGUUUAGUUUAGACCCAUUAGACGCUAAAGGAAUCCGAAGACGAAAGUUACCUCUACACGAAUGCCUUAUUUUGGAAUUGAGAGAAAGCGGAUAUACUGAAUCCUCGGACUACCUACAGGACCUUAUUUAUGACAAUAUACAGCUUUUGGCGGAGGAUGACAUCGGUGUAGUCGUAGAUCUUAGGAAGAAGGAGAAUUAUCUUGAACAUAUUAGCGCAGGUUUAAUAAAAGCCGAAAAAUAUCGUGACAAAGAAAAUACGAAGAAGGAAUGCUUAGAACUAUUACGCCUCGCAUUAUAUUACUCUGAAAAAGGAAAAGGAAUUUUGUGGCUUGCUGAGAAGUUCUUUUUAGCCUCUAUAGCUGUUUCAAGUCAAUAUUUAAUAGAUGGAGGACGACAGAAAGGUUGUUGUAAAUAUCACUACGCUUGCUUCUUACUUGACAAAUUUCCAGACGCAGAUACCGAAGAACCAUUUGUCAUCCUCACCGAAGUCAGGGAUAGUGCUAUCGGAAAGGACUGGCUUCUCAACGAAUCUGAUGAAGGUGGGCAGGAAGUAUCGUCCGAAACCGUGUUCUCUGCAACUGCAAUACAACUACAUCGAGUACUACUUAGCAAAGCACGGUUAUCACGAGAUGUCGAUCCAGCUAAAUCGGAGAGAUUAUCGCGACUUGCUGAACGUAGAGCCAAAGAUGCAAAAGAUACGCCAAAAAUAGCUGAGGCGAUUAUAGAAAUUGGUGUAAGUCAAUUGAUGAUGAACAACUUGAACAAUGCACAUAAAACAUUUCUAAGGGCGCUUUAUAUUUAUGAACAAAGCGGCGACGUCAAGGGUUUAUGUGAAACGAAAAUGCACUUAGCUGCCGUUAUGCAAAGACUAGGUGAGCACGAAGCGGCGGCUAAAUUACUUACAGAAAUGGGCGCUUUGGCAAUGGAACACGGUCUCCGGAGACAGCUUGGUCGAGCCUUACAUCUUCUAGGAGAGCUGCAUUUGAGACGAGAGAGACCUGAACUUGGCACACAACAUCUCACUGAAGCGUUUCAGUGCUUUAUGGGAUUAAAUUGGCAAAAUCCCAAAGAAAAUCUAGUAAAAAAAGAUAAAGAUACAUCGAGCGAGCUGGAUGUUAUAUACAAAACUGAUACCAUAGAAAUAUAUGAAGAAGAAGCGGAACAAUCUAGACUAAUGAUGGCAAUAUCAGCUGGUCAAGAAUUAAUGGCAUCCUUUUUUAAUUUGAUAAGAGAAUCUGGUAAAUGUUCCAUUGCAAAAUUAAAAAUGAUCGAAUGGAAAUUGUCCCGUUCGGGUUGGUGGGUCACUAAGCAACAUCACGAACUAGUUCCUUGUAUAUGUCCUAUUCAUAAUCGAACACCACUGGAUGUAUUGCAAAUUCAUCUUAAUAAGAAAAAUAUGAUGACAGCUAACUCAGACGCUGAAGCAUUAUUAGGUAGAAUAGAUACUGUUGAAGAUAUAAGAAAACUUCGAAGUAGUAUUUCUUAAUUCUUAUGUUAUAAAUUUGUUCUUUUGUUUAAUAAAAUAAUGCAUAUUUUUUGUUAUUUAUCAUUUAUUGCUUUAUAUUUAUCCUCGUAAUAUACAUGUAAUUGACUAUUUACAACACGUAUUUUAUGUAGACAAUAGACUUACGCUUGACCACAGUCACACCGAAUAGUAAGUAUUAAUGCAGCCUAAUAUGGAUGGUCGCGCUUGCCUAGAUAACAACAUAUAAUUGUUAAAGCAAAACAAAAUAAAACUAUAUAUUUCGGUAGUACCUCCUUCGAUCCCAUGAAUAAAUUCUGCCACCUUCGAUAAGUUAUCAUUCUUAGAAAUUAAAUUAAAAUAAUUUAGUCAGUACUGGUAUCACAUAAUAUUAACUCUAGAUAUUGUAAAAAUGUGCACACAGUUACAAUAAA
Messenger RNA from Nymphalis io (European peacock), 1997 nucleotides. RefSeq lists its product as uncharacterized. The transcript is spliced from 10 exons. Gene Ontology annotation, molecular function: protein binding. Lineage: Eukaryota; Metazoa; Arthropoda; Insecta; Lepidoptera; Nymphalidae. The record is from RefSeq and is a predicted model, not a curated record. Bases 1 to 1587 code for a protein of 528 amino acids.